GCAGGUCAGGCUCUAUCCAGAAAGGACUUGUAUGCAUUUGGUGGCAUAACUGUUCCUUUUGACUGCUGGACGCUUUCCUGCUCAGCAGCUGGGACACUGAGAAGAAGCAGGAAAAGCUGAGGUGCUGUGGUGUGUGCCAGCAGAAACAUCAGGCAGAAAGGACGUAUGCACAAGUGCACCAGCCACUGUGCUAUGGACAGGGGUGUUUCAACUCUGGUAGUGCUGGAGGGUUGUUCUGGCAUUUCUACAAUGAGUGUAUUUGCUCUGGAGGACCAGGCUCAGUUGCUCUCCUCUUUCUGGACUGAAAAAUUUAAAAGAGCUAGUCGUGUUCAGAGCUAGAAGAAGCCGUGCUGUUUGACUCCCAUUAGACUAUGUUGCCUCUUCCUGCUGAUGCAUGGACAUGAGUUUUUCUCACUCACUCAUGAGUUUCUUCGAACUCAGCCAGUGUUCUACAAAAAAAUAAGUACCUGGGACCCUUUUCAGAUCCUAAUACACACAACGUUUUGUGUCGGAGAACUUGUUUCUUUGACAGAUGCUGUUUGGGCAUUGUUUGGCUGCUGUGCAGUUCUGCUGCUGGCGUGCCAGAAUUUGGAAGAUGAUUGCUGCAGUGUGUGGCUUGAAGGAGAGGUUUAGGAGCAGAGGGCAGUUAGCGCUGUGUAGGGAGCACGGCAGAGGAGUGCGGAGUCCGAUGGAGGGCGGCGAGGACGUGGCGUGGGCCAGCGAGCGUGUGUGACAAGCCACUAGGUGGCACUUCCCCUGCUCCCUAUCGUUUGUACCGCAUUGGCACCUUGGAUGUUGAGAGUCCUAGUAGCUCCACUCGUUUGUGUUUGCUCAAAUUGUAUUGCAAGGGAGGAAAGCUGACAGCAAGUUCCAGAAUCCGGUUGGGGUUUGAACUUGAUCCUGCUAGCUGGGAGACAAACCUAAUCUAUUCUGUUCAGCUCUGCUGAGUAGCUCCUGUAAGUCCAGAUUCCGUUUACUUGGACAGCACCAAGUUUCCUUUGCUUUCUUCUUCUGUACGUACUCUUUCUUCUAUCCAGAUUGUGCUGACCAUUCCUCUAUCUCACUGUAUCCCUUUUAGCUGUGGAAGUAAUAAGGACUUGGCAGGACUUGUUUUUCUGGAGUGCUCUCUUUGGUUCGAAGGCCAGUGACACCGUGAUUGGUAGGGUGCUUCAUGUGAACAGCAGAUGUUUGUAGGGGAGGGGACCUAAGACAGCUAUUGUUCUCCUUUUUUUUAGAUUGCCCACCAAAUACCUGUGUUUUAAUAAAAAAAAAGGGGGGAGGGGUGAGGGGGAGGAAACAUUAAGGGUUGGAGAAGAUAAUGUAUUACCUGUUUCUGAAUAAACGUUUGUUAUACAGAGAGUGGAUUCUAAGCCUUUUUAGAUGCUAAAGUGGUGGUGGUCCAAUAUUGAGUCACUCUAGUGCUUUCUAGGUGAACAUAGAAAUUUCAAAACUGAUAAUGGGAUGAAGAGCAAGAGGAGCUUAUGGGUGAGGGACCUGUUACUCAUCCACCUUUUAAUCUGGUUCAUAGAAAUUAGCAGCUGACUCUUGCUACUAAAUUGAAGUCAUCUGUUCCACGUAGUUCCAAUUCUCUUCUUAUAGGAAAAAAAAAAAAAAGAGCGGCCUUUGUUACUGACAUUCUAGUCAUUUAAAAAGUCAUUUUAUAGCAAAGCCAGCUCUGAAAUCAGGGUACCUGUUCUAGGUGAAGUGGGAUACUUUGAUUACCAACUAGACAGAUCCUCUUCUGAAAGAAUGGGGAGACUUGAGGAUUUUUUAAAUUAAUAGAUUGAUGUCCUUUUGAAAAGCCAAAUAGCAAGAUGCAUUUUAAGUUACUGUUAAAGUCUGCAUUAUGUUGAGGCUAUCUGAGAGUUUAUGAUGGCAUUGACAUACUUCCUUGGAAGAACUACUGUCUGCUCUGUUCCAUAGCUCUGUGAUCUAUGGUAGCGUCUUCUUAUUUUUUACAGAUCGGUGAAUUAAGCGGUUCUCCAAAAACCACUCCAUGGCUUGUCUUACAGCAGUGGCUUGGUGUACACUGGUAUUCUGGUCUUGGUCAGAUCUUUAAUGCACCAUUGCAUGGCUUCUUCUGUUGGGCACUGAAACAAGAGUAUCUGUUUAUUCCCAGUUCUUAUCAGGUUAUUCCCAGUCCUUUUCAGGUAGUUCACCUUGGCUCUCCAGUUUCUCCUGGACAUCCUGCAAUUGUCAUGCUAAUCAUGAUUUUGAAUCUACCACCUUCUGUCUACAUUUAUCCUCAUGCAACAUGGUUAUAUUUUUGUGGGGUUUUGUUUUGUUUUUUUCCUUCUGGUCUGGUAGAAACUAUGAACUUGCAUAUGAAAUACUAAUUGCCUGCACUCUGAAUUAAUGUGCAUUAAUUUAGACAUUAAAUUAAAUGGCUGCCCAGGACAGGUGGCAGGUAAUUUGUAACAGUGUUUCUUUUGUUUGUUUUAUUUCAAAAAUGUGAGGACUUAUGGAACGAUGCCACAAUGUGCAAGUUUGGUAUAUUUUCAUGGCUUUUGCAUGUACCUUUCAAUAAUGUUCACUAACUUGGUAUUUGGUUAGAUCUACUCCCCAUAUCAUGUCAUAUUUUGUCACCUCCUGCAUUAGUCUUGCUUCAGUAUUUUUGAAAUGGUUCUGUCUUCCGUUACAAGUUCAUCUGUAAAGGUUUUUUGAGGUUUUUUUUUUUUUUUUUAAUCAACAAGAGUCUUUAAAAACACUUGCCUUUGAAUGUUUCUCCAUCUCUUUAAGAUUUACUUGCCUCUCUCAGAUUAAGGACAGUGCCUGAGUUUUACGCUGUUUUUACAAAAACACGAACUCAACCCCGGCGCUGCAGCGAGUCCACCCGCCGCCGCCAUUACCAGGGCCGCGCACGCCCGGGAAACUACAGCUCCCGGCGGCCCCCGCGCUGCCGCGCGCGGAGAAGAUGGCGGCCGCCACGGGGCGUGCGGCGGGAGCGGCGCCGGCGGGAUACACGGCUCUGGCGGUGAAGUUCGCGGAGCGGCAGCGCUCGCCCCACUGCUUGUUGGUGAAGGAGCACCAGGUGCGGGAAGGGACCGACAUCGCGCACCCGCCUCGCCGCACGCUCUUCGUCCUCAAUGUGCCCCCGUACUGCGGCCCGGACUCUCUGAUUAGGCUGUUCUCUCGCUGCGGGCAUGUGCAGUCUGUGGACGUUUGUGACAAGCCAGGGCCAGGAGAGAAAAAAGAUAAACUGACGUCAAAAUUCUUCGAACACAGAACUCUAAAGGGAUUUCAAGUAGCAUAUGUGGUGUUCAGGAAACCAGCAGCUCUCCAGGCAGCCAAGGCUCUAUCACAGCAAGGUCCCUUGCUAAUAUCAACAGAGAGCCACCCUGUGAAAACCGGCAUUAGCAAAUGGAUCGCCAGCUACGAGGCCUCCAUCGUGGAUCCGAAGGAGCUGAAGGCUGAGGUGGAUGCAUACAUGCAAGACUAUGAUAAAAAGAUGGCAGAGGAAGAAGCCAAAGCAGCCAAGGAGGAGGGUGUUCCAGAUGAGGAGGGCUGGGUGAAGGUGACGCGGAAGGGCCGGAAGCCCGGCCUGCCCCGGACAGAGGCUGCCAACCUGCGCGUGUUGGAGAAGGAGAAACAGAAAAGGGCCCGCAAAGAGCUGCUCAACUUCUAUGCCUGGCAGCAUCGCGAGACCAAGAGAGAGCACAUUGCCCAGUUGAGGAAGAAAUUUGAGGAGGACAAGCAGAGGAUCGCGCUGAUGCGAGCCCAGCGCAAGUUUCGGCCGUACUAGGUUGUGGUGAGCUGGUCCUCAAGCGCCUGUGCUGGAGAGGGUAGGAGAGAUGCCUACUGACUCCAUUUCCCAAAGGAUUUUGAGGAAUUGAAGUAGCUUUGGGUUGCCUCUACCCUUGGAUCUGAAAUGGGAGAUCCCAGCAACUGCUGCUGGAGGAGAGUUCCCUUUACUUGCACCAGUAUCCUCCUGCUCUUUUGUCAUUCAGCCCCAUGGCACCACUUCUCAGGGUACUCAGGUCAAGGGUCUGAGGCACAUCCUGUGACAACCUGUAUCUCCCAGUCACUCAAAAACACACCUCCUAAAGCUUGGUGAGAACUGGGAUAGACCUAGCACAGCCUCUGCAGGGGCAGGGAAUGGUUGAAGAACUGUAAAUAAACUGCUGCUACUGUUUUCA
Messenger RNA from Cinclus cinclus, 4136 nucleotides. RefSeq names its product ribosomal RNA processing 7 homolog A (gene RRP7A). Lineage: Eukaryota; Metazoa; Chordata; Aves; Passeriformes; Cinclidae. Gene Ontology annotation, cellular component: UTP-C complex; CURI complex. The record is from RefSeq and is a predicted model, not a curated record. The coding region runs from base 2915 to 3742 and encodes 275 amino acids. Gene Ontology annotation, biological process: rRNA processing; ribosomal small subunit assembly. Gene Ontology annotation, molecular function: RNA binding. The transcript is spliced from 7 exons.